This is a messenger RNA of Sander lucioperca (pikeperch), 2267 nucleotides long. RefSeq names its product follicle stimulating hormone receptor (gene fshr). NCBI's taxonomy places the organism in Eukaryota, Metazoa, Chordata, Actinopteri, Perciformes, Percidae. Gene Ontology annotation, molecular function: follicle-stimulating hormone receptor activity; G protein-coupled receptor activity; protein binding. Gene Ontology annotation, cellular component: membrane. The transcript is spliced from 14 exons. The record is from RefSeq and is a predicted model, not a curated record. Gene Ontology annotation, biological process: male gonad development; follicle-stimulating hormone signaling pathway. The coding region runs from base 1 to 2079 and encodes 692 amino acids.
AUGAUGAUGGUGAUGAUUCUGAUCAUGUUAAUGAUUGUGAUGAUGAAGACGGCAGCAGCAUCGGCGCCUGGCCUUGAGAUGGAUAUUAAACCUGGAGUUGAGACUGGCGUGGCCAAACGAACCCUGCACUUCUGCCACCAGCUUGGCUUCAGGGUCACAGAGAUUCCCCCCAACAUCUCCAGCAACACCCAAUGCCUGGAAGUUAAGCAGACACAGAUCAGAGUGAUUCCCCAGGGCGCCCUCACCAGCCUGCAGCAUCUCAGGAAACUCACCAUAUUGGAGAACGAUAUGCUGAAGACCAUCAGCGCGUUUGCCUUUGCCAGCCUCCCUCGGCUCAUUGCAAUCUCCAUUGAUGGGAAUGUUGCAUUGGAGAGUAUAGGAGCUUUUGCUUUCUCUGAUCUCCCUGAACUCCGUGAGAUAACCAUAAGAAGGUCAAAACACCUGAGACACAUCCAUCCAGAUGCUUUCAAGAACAUCGUGAAACUACAGUAUCUGCUCAUCUCCUACUCCGGACUAAGAAUGUUUCCAAACUUCACCAAGAUCCACUCCAAGGCGCGCGGCUUUCUGGUUGACCUGCAAGAUAACAACCACAUAGAGAGAGUCCCCGCCAAUGCCUUCAGAGGCCUCUGCACUCAAACUAUCAUCAUACGGCUCAACAGAAAUGGCAUCAAGGAGGUGGCAAGUGACGCCUUCAACGGCACAAAGAUGCACAGAUUGUAUCUGAGAGGAAACACACAGCUUACUCACAUCAAUCCCAACGCCUUUGUGGGUUCCAGUGAGUUGGUGGUACUGGACAUUUCUCACACAGCCCUCAGCUCCCUGCCAGACUACAUCCUCGGUGGACUCCAGGAGCUGAUCGCAGAGGCCGCCCACAAUCUGAAAAAACUUCCUCCUCUAGAGCUUUUCACCAAACUCCGCCAGGCCAACCUGACGUAUCCGUCACACUGUUGCCUUCUCCAAAACAUAAGCAGGAACAGAUCGAGUUGGCACACCCUGUGCUCUCAUCCCGAGGCUCAGUAUAACCGUCAGUUCCAUAGAGACUACUGCUCCAACUCCACCUCCAUCACCUGCAGCCCAGCCCAAGAUGCCUUUAACCCCUGUGAGGACAUCAUGCCCUCCGUCCCCUUACGGGUCCUCAUCUGGAUCAUCUCUAUCCUCGCGCUGCUGGGGAACACAGCGGUACUUCUUGUCUUGUUAGGCAGCCGCUGCAAACUGACUGUUCCUCGUUUCCUGAUGUGCCACUUGGCCUUUUCUGACCUCUGCAUGGGCAUCUACCUGGUAAUCAUAGCAUCUGUGGACAUGCGCACUCGUAGCCAGUACUGCAGCUACGCCAUAUACUGGCAGACGGGUCUGGGCUGCAGUGCUGCAGGCUUCUUCACGGUGUUUGCCAGCGAGCUGUCAGUGUUCACAUUAACAGCGAUCACACUGGAGCGCUGGCACACAAUCACAAAUGCCCUGCGGCUCGACCGUAAACUUCGCCUGAGACAUGCAUGUAUUGUCAUGACAGCAGGCUGGAUCUUCUCCUCUCUUGCCGCUUUGCUGCCCACAGUCGGGGUCAGCAGCUAUGAAAAGGUGAGUAUCUGCCUUCCUAUGGACGUGGAUCAUCUGGUGUCUCAGGUCUAUGUGGUGUCUCUCCUCCUCCUCAACAUCCUGGCCUUUUUCUGUGUGUGCGGCUGUUAUCUCAGCAUCUACCUGACCGUCCGCAACCCCUCAUCAGCGCCGGCACACGCCGAAACCUGCGUUGCCCAACGCAUGGCCAUCCUCAUCUUCACUGACUUUGUCUGCAUGGCUCCCAUCUCCUUCUUUGCUGUGUCAGCCGCCCUCAAGCUCCCUCUCAUCACCAUCUCAGACGCUAAAAUACUGCUGGUCCUCUUUUACCCGAUCAACUCCUGCUCCAACCCCUUCCUGUACGCCUUCUUCACCCGCACUUUCAGGCGGGAUUUCUUUCUCUUCACAGCUCGCUUCGGCCUGUUUAAAACCCGGGCACAGAUUUACCGGACAGAGAGUUCCUUCCGGAGUCAUGUGACGCUGUACUCCUUGGCCAAUACAUUAAGUCUAGAUGGGAAACAAGAGUGCUGACUGUCAUUCAAAAAUCCACAGAUACAGACUUUUUGCUGGAUGUUAAUAUAUUUCUCUCCCCACAGAUGUCCUUUUUGACUGCUAAAUCCUCAAUAUGAUGCCCCAACUCAUUAUUCUUAUUCUUUGGACUUUGGAUAUGAUUUUUGUUAGUUUUCAUGUACCUCCAAUAUGUCCAGUAUCUUUGGCUA